UUCGUUAGCGACAAGUAUUAUUCAUACUGUCUAUGGUAUUAUUAGGCAGCGGCUAUGGCGGCUAGUAUUAGAGGUUAGCUGUGUACUUAGCUUGUAUUACUAAAGGUCGGUAGCUAAUAAGGAAUAUCCUUUUUGCAUAUUAACGUCAAUUUAAAGCGUAAUUCAUAACUUAAAUAAAUGUGGGUACGAACAGUUAAUUGAGUACGCACAGUGAGAGGUAAAAAAGGUCCCCCAAAACACCCUAACGUUAUACCGGCUCAAGUUAGCACAACAAUAGCACAACGCUAGCUAACGAUAUAGCUAGCUAAACACCCAGACGUUACGUUUGUUAGCAUUGAUUAGAGAUUACAGCCAUGACUCUGGCAGUUGACCGGGAACCCAGAAAGACUGCGGGUAACCGCUUGUCAAAGUUACUGGAUGCUGAAGAAGAGGAUGAAUUCUACAAGACCACGUAUGGAGGCUUCAACGAUGAAUCAGGAGAUGACGAGUAUCAUGGAGAACAUUCAGACACAGAGGAUGAGGUGGACAGCGACUUUGACAUCGAUGAGGGUGAUGAGCCAGACAGCGACCAGGAGGAGGAUGCUCCUCGGCGGAAAAGUCGGGUGGUCACUAAAGCGUAUAAGGAACCAAUAAAGGUGGCAAAACCCAAACCCAAAAGGCCGUCCGAGGAACAGAAGAAGACUGAGAAAGUUAAAGUGGAGCUCAAAAGGAGGAUUCCACAAGAAUUCCAAGAUUUUGCAGAAACUCGGAAGUCUGUGCGACAGUCUACCAGUGAACAUACCCGAAAGACCAAUCUACGCUUGCAAGAGCGUCAAGAUGCCCCUCGGAGAAGGAGAGGUGCUCAUCGGGACCGGCCCCUUACCCAGGAAGAACUGCUGGCUGAGGCCAAAAUAACAGCAGAGAUCAACAUUCGAUCUUUAGAGAACUAUGAACGUCUGGAGGCAGACAAAAAGAAACAGGUCCACAAGAAGCGGCGUUUUGAAGGACCAACCAUCCGUUACCAUUCAGUCUUGAUGCCACUAGUCUCUCACUCACUCCUGAAAGAAGAAAACGUGGAUGUUGAAGGGUUGGAUCAGGACGUCCCUCAAACUGCACCACAAAAUCCCACGACGUCGUCCCAGCAGCCUGCCGGAGGCCUGUGCUCCCGUACUUACAUAACAUUCAGUGAGGACGAAGCUUUCGAGGUGGCCUUUCCACACAGCGCCCAGUCGAGUCCUCAGCUGCCCGUCCAGGAGGUUUGUCCUGUCACUCACAAGGCUGCACUGUACCGAGACCCGGUCACUGAUAUACCUUACGCUAACGCACGAGCCUUCCGCAUCAUCCGAGAAGCGUACCGUAAAUACGUGGCUGCUCACGGAUUUCCAAACACUUCAGGAGGGGUCACAGGACUUGACUCCUCAGCAACGAAGGGUUCCCGCCAGAAAAUGGUCGUCAAGCAGAGUGCUAUGGCAACAUAGAUUAGUUUCAAAAAGGAUUUAGAAAAUACGUUUUUUCAACGGAUUAGUUUGGGCAGAGCGACUUGAUUGAGUGACAUGAGGACAAACCGACAAACUGCCAGUCUCUGUCCUCCACCAUGGGACUGUCUAAAUCUAGUUAAUCUCCAUCCAUACAAAGUAUCCUUGGCACCAGAGAUUUAUUGUUCGUUGCAGACAAUUUGGGAUUCAGCAUCUCUGUGAUUUAUACGCCACAGUUGUUGAAGAAGUUAAAUGCAUAAUUUCAGUGCUACUGUUGACUGGACACAGCAUGAAAUUACAAGAAGCAAAAGAACUUAGUAAGUAAAAAACAAACAUUACCAUAACCAAAUCAGUGGUGCAUUACCUUAAACUACAAAAAAAGUCUAUCUUGUGAUGUCUCUGUGUACAGAAAUUAAUUUUGAACAUUAACACCCUGAUUGACCAAAAAACAGGUUUGAGUGGAUGAAAAACCACUGAUUGACUUUUGAAGCAAAGUAAGUCUCCAUCUGCAUUUUUUUCUUUUUUCUUAGACAAAAUGCCUUUUUUUUUAUUGUCAAUAUAUAUGGUUUCUACAUAUUUCUCAACAAAAAUAAAUAUUUGAAACUUGAAAAAUUAA
Messenger RNA from Perca flavescens (yellow perch), 2070 nucleotides. RefSeq names its product vacuolar protein sorting 72 homolog a (gene vps72a). Gene Ontology annotation, cellular component: nucleus. The transcript is spliced from 6 exons. Bases 354 to 1457 code for a protein of 367 amino acids. The record is from RefSeq and is a predicted model, not a curated record. Lineage: Eukaryota; Metazoa; Chordata; Actinopteri; Perciformes; Percidae.